Messenger RNA from Scophthalmus maximus (turbot), 4905 nucleotides. RefSeq names its product solute carrier family 45 member 3. Gene Ontology annotation, molecular function: sucrose:proton symporter activity. Gene Ontology annotation, cellular component: membrane. The transcript has 6 exons. NCBI's taxonomy places the organism in Eukaryota, Metazoa, Chordata, Actinopteri, Pleuronectiformes, Scophthalmidae. The record is from RefSeq and is a predicted model, not a curated record. The coding region runs from base 730 to 2442 and encodes 570 amino acids.
GUGAUGUCACCAUUUUAGGGAAGUAUCAGCCGGGGCUACUGACGAAGCGUUUCAGCAAACGUUGGGAUUUUUUGACUUUGCAUUUUAUCAAAUGCACAAAAGUAAAAACAACAUAAAAUCGGCACUAGUAAUGGUCCAUCGACUGCCCUGCACUCUCAAUGUCGGCGUCGGCCCUAUUGGUCGACGACCAAGUGUGUAAAAAAAAAAAUACUUGUAGUUUCCAAACCAGCCCUCCCACAUUUCUACCACUCUCUCUACUUUCCAUGUGUCGCCCCAGGAGAGAGGAGGUCUUCUCUGCGCCGCUCCCCGCAGACCUCAUCUGCUCCACAGUGAUAGAAAGAAAUGCGUCUUCACCCAGUAUGCAGUGGCUCGACCAGCUGGCUGUUCUCUAGCUUCCUUGUGCGACAGUCUAAUACAACCCCCCCCAAGCCAAGCGCGGGAUAAUCACCCACCGCCGAGGACGACGAGCUACUUAGGGAGACUGAAGGCUUUGCAGUUUUAAUCGGUGAUCCAGAAUGCUGAGUAGAGGAUGAAUCUUCCAGGUCAACGGAGUCAUCCACGUGUCUUCGCCGCUGUCCCUCCUCGACAGCCCUGUCGUCCCCCUGGGGCGCCAUCUGCCUCCCAACGCUCCCCCCUUUGCCCCUGCCCGGGUCCCUCCCCCCUCCGCUGCCCCCAGUAGCGGCCCGUCCCAGAGGGGGAGGUAAGGCGAGCCCGCCUGCCCCUGUAAAUAUGCCUGGAUGGAGGUCUCAGUGGCGUCUCGUCCUGCUGAACUCCUUGACCUGUGGCCUGGAGAUCUGCGUGGCAGCUGGGAUCACGUACGUGCCCCCGCUGCUGCUGGAGGCCGGCGUGGAGGAGCGCUACAUGACCAUGGUUCUAGGUAUCGGUCCAGUGCUCGGCCUCCUGUUCAUCCCUCUGAUCGGCUCAGCCAGUGACCACUGCAACAGCAGCUACGGCAGGAGGCGGCCCUUCAUCUGGCUGCUGUCUCUGGGGGUCCUACUGGCACUGUUCAUCAUUCCCCACGCCGAUGUCCUGGCCGCCCGUUUUGCCUGGGGCGGACGCACCUUUCAGGUGGGCUUCCUCAUCCUCGGGGUGGGACUCCUCGACUUUUGUGGACAAGUGUGCUUCACGCCGCUGGAGGCUCUUUUGUCGGACCUGUACCGGGACGAGGAGGACUGCAGUCAGGCCUUCGCCAUGUUCGCUUUCAUGGUCAGCCUGGGAGGAUGUGUGGGUUACCUGCUACCCGCGCUGGACUGGAGCAGUGGCCUACUCUCCGUUUACCUCGGAGGCCAAGCCGAGUGCCUCUUCACCCUCCUCAUCCUCAUCUUCGUCUCCAGCGUGCUCAUCACCAUGAAGGUGUCAGAAGAGCCCUCGUUCGCCGGCGGUGGCCUGGCGGGCUCCGGGUCUCUAUUGGAGUCUGGCGCCGUCGUAUUGGAGGCCGGCCGGUGCGGCGUGCCGCGCUCCUGCUGCUACCUGCUGAAGUGCAAGCUGCGGCUGCUGAAGUCCGGGCCGCUGCUGUGCCUGCUGAGGACAUGCUGGUCCAUGACUCCGGCCAUCUACCGGAGCUACUGCCACGUGCCGCGGGUGAUGAGGCAGCUGUGCGUGGCGCAGCUCUGCAGCUGGAUGGCCGUCAUGUCCUUCAUGCUCUUCUACACGGACUUUGUGGGGGAAGGCCUGUACGAGGGCGUGCCCAGCGCGCUACCGGGGAGCAUGUCCAAGAAGCGAUACGACGAAGGUAUCCGUAUGGGCAGCCUGGGCCUGUUCCUGCAGUGUGCUACGUCAACCUUCUUCUCCCUGGUCAUGAAUCAUCUGGUCCGGCGCUUCGGCUCCCGCUGGGUCUACCUGAGCAGUAUGGUGAGCUUCACGCUCUCCGCUCUGGUCAUCUGCCUGUCCAAGAGCGUGGUCCUGGUCACCGUGAUGGCAUCUCUCACGGGCUUCGCGUACGCCACACUGCAGACGCUGCCGUACACGCUCACCUGCCACUACCACAAGGAGAAAGAGAUCUAUAUGCCAAAAAGAAAAACCAAAAGCAUACAUAAAAAUGGGAUUACAAGCAAGCGGGACUCUGCGUAUUUGACUCCUGUGGAACAGGAGGGUGGACUGAACCACAAAGCGGGGGUUCCGUACGGACAGGCCUUCCUCGGCCAGGACGGUUACGAGUACUACCCCACGCCAAACGGCCAGAAUGGCUCGUCUCACAGCCCCGGUGGCGCUGAACAGGCGGAGGCGGACCUUGGGUACGAGAAUCGUGGCGUGGGUUUGGACUUUGCCAUCUUGGACAGCACCUUCCUCCUCUCUCAGGUCUUCCCCACCCUCUUCAUGGGCAUGAUCGUCCAGUUCGCACAGUCCGUCACCGCCUACAUCGCCUGCUCCGCCUUCUUCGGCGCCGUCGCCAUCUACCUGGCCAGGCACAUUGUCUUUGACCAGAAGGACCUCAAAUGCUGAGAUUUUUGGUUGUGAAAGACAAUGGAAUCAUAACUAAUCAAAUCAAUCAAUCAUUCAGGUUUCAUGGGUUGAACUCAGCUGUUCCCAGAAUGCCUUUUAAUGGAAGCUAAAGGAAGUGUGCCUGUGACAGUUGCUCAUAACAGAGUAAAAUAUUCUUCGUUACAGCAGGAAUUGUUGCCCGUCAGCUGAAUAGUCAGCUGCCACAGAAAUCUCUCUAAAAACCUUUUUUUUUCCUCAGGUACCGCCAAACAGAUUUACUGUAGAACUCAUCAACCUCCAGUACACAGCCACUAACCUUUUUAAUGUUCUUUUUUGAAUGGUUCUGUCCACAAGUUUUAAAGUCAGUCCAGAGACUGAUCGUCAUCUCACAGAGGCAGCGCCGUGCGUUCCUUCAUAAUUGCAGAACGGAUAGAAGUGGGAUCGUUGGGACUUUUCUAUCCAGGAUGAAAAACACAGUGUUUGAGUCUCUAGAAAAAUCAUACAAGGGUCUCUCACAAGAAACAGAACAGUCAAAAUAUCUAUCGAUCCUGCUGACAUCACUGUGACAUCACUGUGACAUCAUCAGGGUGUUUUUCUCAGGCUGGACUUCACAGGCCUAGAAAUUCUCUCGAAAACAACUAAAGUGACAUGUUAUAUGUAAAAUUGGGGGGAAUAGCCCUUUAAAAAUUCAGCUGGGCCUCAUCUUCAAUGUUUUCACCCACCGGGUGUAAUCUGUUACUGAAAGAACAGUUCAACUGCAGAUAUUUUUGAAUACAAAUUGACUGUACAUCCCUGUGGGAGUUUAGUUAUGCAACCUGUUGAGUUGAGAGGUCAUAUCGACCUUGGUGGUUUCAAGAUUGAAUUUGUUUACCGGAGCUGGAACACUGCAUUAAACAUCCUCUGUCUUAGAUAAUCAAAGCAAAGUCCUCUGAGCGGGACAGUUGUCUCAGGGUAGCACCUUGUUUUUUAGUGUCUGAUCCCGUCGCUGUGCCGCCGCUAAAACACUUUUUUCCCUGCUGCCCAAAACGCUCUUGUUUUGCUGUAUUCUCCAAUGACAAUCUAGAUCCUUAUGGUCUUACUGUGUGUGUGUGUGUGUGUGUGUGUGUGUGUGUGUGUGUGUGUGUGUGUGUGUGUGUGUGUGUGUGUGUGUGUGUGUGUGUGUGUGUGUGUGUGUGUGUGUGUGUGUGUGUGUGUGUGUGUGUGUGUGUGUGUGUGUGUGUGUGUGUGUGUGUGUGUGUGUGUGUGUGGAGUGAUGUCUUCUGAUAGAAGCCCGCUUCAUAGCACCCAUUCCUGAAAAGACCAAAAAAAGAAGAGUCGUGGCCCUGGACAGAGCAGUGAAAUCACAACAACAACAACAACAACAAAGAGAGAAACAAGCUUUCUCCCAAGUCGCUUACUGCCCCUUUAAGUCCCCAACAUGAAGCUGUACGUUAUUCUGCACUGUGGACCUUCAGUUGAGUUUUUUCGGAGGCCAGUCGGUGUAAAACUCUAAAAACUGUUGAGUUCAUCUGAUCCAGGUCGUCAGAUCCGACAACAAGCGGCUGAAGAAUUAGGUUCAGCAGAUGCAAAUAGUCCUGAAGGAUCUCACUGCCUGACGCUCGCUCAGCAGGGGACGAGUAACAGCAGCAGUGGAUUUGUCUUGUCACGUUGACACGACUGCUGAGUCGAAUGCUUGAAUAAAAACUAAUUGCCCCCCCCUAUAUAUAUAUAUAUAUAUAUAUUGCCUAGCAGCAGCUCAAGUGUAAGAGAGAGGUUGUUUUACAAAGUGCCUGUACAUUUUUCACACAUUUUUUUUGUACAUAUGUAUUUAUUUAUUAUGCUUUUAUUACAAACAAAAAGAAAAAUAGCAUGUAUUAAACUAUUGGCCUCUUGUGGCAUCUGUCAUAGGUGCGAGGGUGAAGGCUGUUUCUGUGAAAAAAGAUAAAUUAUUUUGUAUAGAUGUGGUAUAGAAUCAUCCUCAAAGCUAUAAUUUAUUUUAACAUUCACCCUCUUUAAUCCCGUAGCUUUGGUAACGUCGGGGAGCAUUUAUUUUCGCCGGCGUCUGCUGUCGGUGUAUGUAUCAUAUCAGCUGCUGAUAUUUUUCCACAUGUGGUCACAUUUUUUUCUUUUUCAAGAAACCGCGUUGUUUGGUCAAAACUGAAUUCAUCUGGGACUUUUAUAUAUAACCACUUGUCUCCUCUUAGCAGAGAGCUGUUUUAAUUGUUUAACAAAUAAACUCCACAGAUUAUCUCACUGGAUCGGUGGAGUUGUUUGUUUUUUUCCAGUUGCCGUCGCUCCAAACACAAGUAAGAAGUCGACAUAUUGUGUAGUUAAACAAGUUGUUUUUUUGUCAUCAUCAAAAUUACCCUCACUCGUGUUGACUGUCAUAAAUGCAUUCAGCCGUCACAAAAAAAAGUUUUCAUUUUCAUUAUCCAUCACUCUGUAUAAAUAUGCAGUUACCAAAUAGAUUUGUAUACAAAAUAAAAGAACUGCAUUGUAACUGCA